Messenger RNA from Theobroma umbraticum, 2592 nucleotides. It is a transcript of the gene TBL6, whose product is annotated as TRICHOME BIREFRINGENCE-LIKE 6. The record is from RefSeq and is a predicted model, not a curated record. NCBI's taxonomy places the organism in Eukaryota, Viridiplantae, Streptophyta, Magnoliopsida, Malvales, Malvaceae. Gene Ontology annotation, cellular component: Golgi apparatus. Gene Ontology annotation, molecular function: O-acetyltransferase activity.
CACUAGUUAGUUACUCCUAAUAGAAGCAUACUCUGUUUCCAGUUUAUUCUGGAAGAACACAUUUACCGAGCCAUCCCCGACCUUUUGAGUUUUGACAACGGUCAAGGCUCCAGCAACCCUUUCUGAAUGCUCCACAGCCAUAACUUAGUCGGAGUAGAAGGGGGAAAAGAGAAAAGGACAGAAACUGACAUCCCUUGAGACCGAAGCAAAGGCAACCAGAAUAGUAACCUUAAGCAGGUGGGAAAAGUCGAAAACAGAUGGAUGUUUCAGCCUGUUGACCAGUUUUGUCAAACGAAUUUGCUUGGGUAAAUCACUUUGUUAAAAUCUCGAUUCCCAAUUUAGGGUGGAGAACGACAUCUUUCGGUUUAUUUUGGCCUGUGACAAAGCUCAUGACAACUUGAAAUGCUACAUUCUACGUAUAAUUGCAGAGCCGCCAGCAAAGAUACUGAGCACGGGCACGAGCGAAUACAUGGUUGUGAGUCGUGUCGUGUCGAGGAGUGGGGUAUAUUUUAGUCAUUUUCAUAUUUCAUGUUCUUUUGGCUUUGUUCGACUCUUUUCUUUUUUUAAGAAGGAAAACAUUCGGUAAUUAAACACCCACAACUUGAAGCCCGCUCUCCUAGAUCCUAGCAGUGGAAUAGCCUCAAACCCUUCUCUUAUGGUCAAUUGUUCUACCGUCUUUUUGAAAAAUUUGCUCCAUCAAACGCGCAAAUACAUGCAUAAAAGGAUAAGUCCUCCCCUCUACCAAAUCCCGUUGAAGAACUGUUCUUGCGGUAUUUUGAAGCGAUUUGCCGAUGAACUACUUUGAUGGAGAGACAGAGAAGUUUCUCCUUCAAAUCCACAAGAUUCUUGGUGUUUUCGUUCAUAGUAUCUUCUUCUUUUAUCUUCCUGGUUAUCUUUUUUACCUGGGUCGUCAAAUCCAACCCUUCAGUUCAUCAGGCAACCCAUUUUCAGUUCAACAAAUCAUUCGUUAAUCUGGGUGGUCCUAAACCCGUAACUGUAGAGAGCUCGAGUAGUUCCAUUAGUAACGAUUCAGCAGGAACCGUUAAGCGUUCAACUGUGACAGAUUCCCCUUUUUUUAAGCGUGAAAAUGCAUCUGGGUCUGAUAAAUUUUCAGGUUUGAAGGAGAUCCAGAGACAAGAAAGUGAGAGUGAAGUGCUGGAAGAUGGUGACAGUGAACUUGAGGAUCCUGAAACUGAUCAAGACGGUGCACCUGGACCUUCAAUAGAAGAUAUUGAAGUUGAAAGCAGUGAAUUAACUGAAAAGGAUGAGAUUAGAGCAAAUUCAGUUGACAAACUUGAGCUUCCAAGCAAUAUUGAAAACAAAGAAGAGAAGAAGACAAGAGUAACUUCAGUUGAUAAAAAUGAAGUUCCAAGUAAUGGGAAAAUUGAGGAGAAGAAGAUAAAUAGCUGUGAUAUAACAAGAGGCAAGUGGGUUUAUGAUGAGCGCUAUCCUCUGUACACAAAUGGAUCGUGCCCUUUCAUUGAUGAAGGUUUUAACUGCGAUAGCAAUGGAAGGCGUGAUAGGCAUUACAUGAAGUGGAGAUGGCAACCACAAGAUUGUGAUUUUCCUAGGUUCAAUGCAGAAAAGAUGCUGGGUUUGAUCCGAGGGAAAAGACUGGUCUUUGUGGGAGAUUCAAUCAAUAGAAACCAAUGGGAAUCCAUGCUUUGUAUGUUAAUGAAAGCUGUAAGAGAUCCAAAGAAGGUCUAUGAGACUCAUGGGCGAAGAAUCACCAAAGGGAAGGGGAAUUAUAGUUUCAAAUUCGUGGAGUAUAAAUGUACAGUCGAAUACUAUGUUUCUCACUUUUUAGUUCACGAGAGCAAGGCAAGGAUCGGACAAAAGCGGAAACCCACUUUGCGAAUUGAUGCCAUCGAUCAUGGUUCAUCAAGAUGGAGAGGGGCAGAUAUUUUGGUCUUCAACACUGCACAUUGGUGGUCUCAUUACAAAACAAAGGCAGGGAUCAACUACUAUCAGGAAGGGAACCAAGUACAUCCACGACUUGAUGUGUCCACAGCUUUUAGAAGAGCUUUGAUGACCUGGGCAUCAUGGGUUGAUAGACACAUUAAUCCAGGCAAAACACAAGUUUUCUUUAGAAAUUCCGCACCUUCCCAUUUCAGGGGAGGACAGUGGAAUUCAGGUGGUCACUGUACGGAAGCUGCUUGGCCCCUCAAUGACACCUUGGGCAUGAGCUACCCUGAGAAGAACAAAAUUGUGGAGGAGGUAAUUUUGCAGAUGAAAACUCCUGUAACAUUACUGAAUGUGACUGGUUUAUCUGCAUAUAGGAUAGAUGGUCAUCCAUCAAAAUACGGGAAAAAUCCAGGGAAUCGUUACUCGUCCAACAUUCAAGAUUGCAGCCAUUGGUGUCUUCCUGGUGUUCCAGAUACAUGGAAUGAAAUUUUGCAUUUCCAUUUGCAAUCCAAACAAAAGUUCAAGUCUCACUCCAGAUUUCAAUUGUGAUAUUCAGCAUGUAUAUUGUUUCAAUUCUUUCAGCUUGUGAUCUUGUUAGAUAGCAUGCAACAAUUGUAGUUAAAACAUUUUUGGGCCAUGUCUUGGAAAUUCAAUUGAGAAAUUUUGGAUGUGGUUCUUCUUUUCCAA